Messenger RNA from Stegastes partitus (bicolor damselfish), 3458 nucleotides. Its product is annotated as rho guanine nucleotide exchange factor 7-like. The record is from RefSeq and is a predicted model, not a curated record. Gene Ontology annotation, cellular component: cytoplasm; lamellipodium. Gene Ontology annotation, molecular function: protein binding; guanyl-nucleotide exchange factor activity. The transcript has 22 exons. Lineage: Eukaryota; Metazoa; Chordata; Actinopteri; Pomacentridae. Gene Ontology annotation, biological process: lamellipodium assembly; intracellular signal transduction. Bases 59 to 2647 code for a protein of 862 amino acids.
UAUACACACACAGCCAGCUUUUUUUUUUUGUGUUGUUGUUGAUCCGCUGUGACUGGACAUGAAUUCGGCGGAACAGACGGUUACAUGGCUGAUUACGCUCGGGGUGCUGGAGUCGCCGAAGAAGACCAUCUCGGAUCCCGAAGCGUUUCUGCAGAGCUCCCUGAAAGAUGGGGUGGUCUUGUGCCGACUGCUGGAGCGGCUCAGCCCGGGGUCCACGGAAAAAAUUUACCAGGAGCCGAAAAACGACGGCGAGUGUCUGAGCAACAUAAAGGAGUUUCUCAAGGGCUGCACAUCGUUCCGCGUCGAGCCGUUCGAGGCCAGCGACCUGCUGCUGGGACUGAACUUCUCAAAGGUGCUGAGCAGUCUGGUCGCCCUGAAUAAAGUGACUGCAGAUAUCGGCGUGGGCAGUGAUUCGGUGUGCGCUCGACACUCUUCAGCUCACCGCAUCAAAUCGUUUGAGUCGCUGUCCUCUCAGGCUUCACUGGGCCGGUCCUCCAAGCUGCUGCAGAACCAGUUCCGCAGUCUGGACAUGUCAGAAAACAGCGGACAGCAGCUGCUGGUGAAGGCGCGUUUCAACUUCCAGCAGACCAACGAGGAUGAGCUCACCUUUGCCAAGGGUGAUAUCAUCAACGUGACUCGCCAGGAGGAGGGCGGCUGGUGGGAGGGGACGCUUAACGGCAAGACUGGCUGGUUUCCUAGCAACUAUGUGCGCGAGGUCAAGGGCUCUGACAAACAAGUGUCUCCCAAGUCUGGCACCCUUAAGAGCCCCCCUAAAGGCUUCGACACGUCUGCAAUCAGCAAGACGUACUAUAACUUGGUAUUACAGAACAUUUUAGAAACAGAAACAGAAUAUUCCAAGGACCUUCAGAGCCUCCUGACGAACUACCUGCGACCGCUUCAGAACAUUGACAAACUGGGCAGCUCGGAGGUGGCUCUGAUUCUGGGAAACCUGGAGGAGAUCAGCACCUUCCAGCAGAUGCUCGUCCAAUCGCUGGAGGAGUGCACCAAGCUUCCAGAAAGCCAGCAAAGGGUGGGCGGUUUCUUCCUCAACCUCAUGCCACAGAUGAAGGCUCUCUAUGUUGGUUAUUGUUCCAACCAUCCCUCUGCAGUUAAUGUGCUCACCCAACACAGUGACGUAUUGGGGGAGUUUAUGGAGGGGCGCGGUGCAGUCACUCCUGGCAUCCUCACCCUGACCACAGGCCUCAGUAAACCCUUUAUGAGACUGGACAAAUACCCGACUUUACUCAAAGAGCUGGAGAGGCACAUGGAGGAGAGCCAUCCCGACAGGCCAGACAUUCAGAAGUGCAUGGCGUCUUUCAAAAAUCUCUCCGCUCAGUGCCAGGAGGUGCGGAAACGCAAGGAGCUGGAGCUGCAGAUUCUCACCGAGUCCAUCCGGCUGUGGGAAGGAGACGACAUCAAGACUCUGGGCUCCGUGAUCUACAUGAGCCAGGUCUUAGUCCAGAGUCACGCGUCAGAGGAGAAGAACGAGCGUUACCUCAUGCUCUUCCCCCACGUCCUCCUCAUGUUGUCUGCCAGUCCCAGGAUGAGUGGCUUCAUAUUCCAGGGAAAACUGCCCCUUGCUGGCAUGAUAGUGACCAAACUAGAAGACUGUGAAGCCCAUAAAAACUCCUUUGAGCUCAACGGCACAAUGUUUGACCGUCUCCAGGUGGUAUGCGCCAACCAGCAGGACCUGCAGGACUGGGUGGAGCACCUGACCAGACAGAUCAAACACACUGCAGCCACAGCGCCCAGCCACAAACCACUCACUGUUCCCUGCCACACGCUCCCGUCUCACCCCCUCACCCCUUCCCGGCACGCUGAGGGGAGGUCCAUGACAGUGGCUCCUACCUACCACACCCUGCCUCACCCCUCCUCCCACGGAACCUCCCACAGCACCAUGAUGUGGGGCCCACUGGAACCACCCAACACCCCCAAACCCUGGAGCCUGAGCUGCCUGCGACCUGCACCCCCACUACGGCCCUCUGCUGCCCUCUGCUACAAGGAGGAUCUUAGUAAAAGUCCUAAGAGUGUGAAGAAACUUCUUCCAAAGCGCAAACCUGAGAGGAAACAGUCUGAAGAGGAAUUUGCCUUGAGAAAGAGUACAGCAGCUCUGGAAGAAGACGCCCAGAUCCUGAAAGUUAUCGAGGCGUACUGCACCAGCGCCAAAACCAGGCAGACUCUUAACUCCACCUGGCAGGGCACUGACCUGAUGCACAACCACGUGCUUGCGGACGUGGACCAGUCCUGCGUGGACUCGCCGGGCCGCCGUAGCAGCGUGUCGCGGCCAGAACUGACCUCCGACCUUUCGGAGGACUCUGACUAUGACUCCAUCUGGACCACCCACAGUUACAGGAUGGGCUCGGUGCCGCGACCGCGAAGGGAAACGGGGCUGCAUGUGAUCAUCCCUGGUGAGCAGAAAGUCCUUGUGGAGGAUCCCAGUCGCAACGGGCAAAGUGCAGCGGAAGAGAAGAGCCUGGUGGAUGUGGUGUACGCCCUCAGGGAUGAAGUUCAAGAGCUGAAACAGGAUAAUAAGAAGAUGAAGAGGUCUCUGGAGGAGGAGCAGAGAGCCCGGAAGGAACUAGAAAAAGUAGUGAGGAGGGUGCUGAAGAGCAUUAAUGACCCGACGUGGGAUGAGACGAACCUGUGAGGCUAAAGUGCACGUCCGUCUGAAGCUCUGAGAAAGAAAGAGGCAUGAUACCAUGAGUGGACUUUGCUUGCAGUGUGUGUGAAAUGCACACACUCACAUCCAUAAUUUAAGGUUGGUCGAGUGUGAGUGAGAGCAAGAGUGCAUCGGUAAACAGGUAAUUGUGUGCUUGUUUGAGAUGGAUGUGUGUGUGUGCGCGCUUUAAGAGGAGUGUUGUUGCCGCCACUCUGCUUGAUAGGCAGGCCUCACUGGGAUGUACUGCUGAACUGCAUCCACCAUCUAUUCCACAAUAACAUUCCUUGAACGCAAAGUUAAGGGUGAACAAAUCAUACUCUUCUAUCAUCUAUCAUCAGUGUCUCUGGCUGUGUUCAGGAGGCUGGAAGAUAACCGGAGAGAGCUGCUCUCCUUCUGUUUACAAUCAUUUCACAGGACCACUACGCAGCGGUACAUAAAUGGUACUUCAGUGGUGGUAAUGGUCACAAAGGCCUUGGAUGAGUCUGAACUUGAAUAAUGCCAUUUCAUAACCUCUCUUAUGUUAUUUAAUUUUUAUAUGGGAUGAUUUUUUUUUUUGCAGGGUACCUUUCUGGGACACAGACUAAGCCUUUUAGCCUGUUAGCAAAGCUUGUGCCAGGAAACUCAUCUUCUGUGUCUUAUUGUUUUUGUUUUUAAAUCCUUUUUGUGCUCUUUAUUGUUUGACCACUUUCCGGGCGUCCUAAGGGAAUUGUACAGAUAUUGAACUUGUACUGUAUAAUGUAAAUACUGCAAAAAGAUGAGCCUUUGUCCUUUGGGAGAAAUAAAUGUGUGCUUUCAAGAA